GACAACCCAGUCCCAGCCCCGGACGCCUGCGCUCCAGCUGGUGAGCCUCCGCCUGGCCUCUGGCCCCAGGUGCCUCGACCCCAGCUGCCCUUGAAGUCAUCAUGACGUGGUCCCCACCAGCCACCCCCUCCCUGCUCCUGCUGCUCCUGCUGCUGGGCCAGGCCCCUCCCAGCAGGCCCCAGUCACUGGGCACCAGGAAGCUACGGCUGGUGGGCCCAGAGGGCAGGCCAGAGGAGGGCCGCCUGGAGGUGCUGCACCAGGGCCAGUGGGGCACCGUGUGUGAUGACAACUUCGCUCUCCAGGAAGCCACAGUGGCCUGCCGCCAGCUGGGCUUUCAGGCUGCCUUGACCUGGGCCCACAGUGCCAAGUAUGGCCCAGGGGAGGGACCCAUCUGGCUGGACAAUGUGCGCUGUAUGGGCACAGAGAGCUCCCUGGACCAGUGCGGGUCUAAUGGCUGGGGCGUUAGUGACUGCAGCCACUCAGAGGACGUCGGGGUGGUGUGCAACCCCCAGCGCCAGCGAGGCUAUCUUUCUGAAAAGGUCUCCAAUGCCCUCGGGCCCCAGGGCCGGCGGCUGGAGGAGGUGCGGCUCAAGCCCAUCCUGGCCAGUGCCAAGCGGCGCAGCCCCGUCACCGAGGGAGCCUUGGAGGUGAAGUACGAGGGCCACUGGCGGCAGGUGUGUGACCAGGACUGGACCAGGAACAACAGCAGGGUGGUGUGCGGGAUGCUGGGCUUCCCCAGCGAGGCACCUGUCGACAGCCACUACUAUAGGAAAGUCUGGAAUUUGAAGAUGAAGGAUCCCACGUCUAGGCUGCAGAGCCUGACAAAGAAGAAUUCCUUCUGGAUCCACCGGGUCAACUGCCUGGGGACAGAGCCCCACAUGGCCAACUGCCAGGUGCAGGUGGCACCAGCAAAGGGCAAGCUGCAGCCGGCCUGCCCAGGUGGCAUGCACACUGUGGUCAGCUGUGUAGCAGGGCCCCGCUUCCGCCCUUCGAAGGCGAAGCCUGAGCGCAAGGAGUCCCAGGCAGAGGAAACGAGAGUGCGCCUCCGCUCCGGGGCCCAAGUGGGUGAGGGCCGAGUGGAAGUGCUCAUGAACCACCAGUGGGGUACAGUCUGUGACCACGGGUGGAAUCUCAUCUCCGCCAGUGUCGUGUGUCGUCAGCUUGGCUUCGGCUCUGCUCAAGAGGUCCUCUUUGGAGCCCGGCUGGGCCAAGGGUUGGGGCCUAUCCACCUGAGUGAGGUGCGCUGCAGGGGAUAUGAGCGAACCCUCGGUGACUGCCCCUCCCUGGAAGGGUCCCAGAAUGGUUGCCAACAUGAGAAUGAUGCUGCCGUCAGGUGCAACAUCCCUAACAUGGACUUCAAGAAUCAGGUGCGCUUGGCUGGUGGGCGCAGCCCCGUGGAGGGUGUGGUGGAGGUGCAGGUGGAGGUGAAUGGGGUCCGACGCUGGGGGUCCGUGUGCAGUGACCACUGGGGGCUCACUGAAGCCAUGGUGGCCUGCCGACAGCUCGGCCUGGGUUUUGCCAACCACGCCAUCAAGGACACCUGGUACUGGCAGGGGACGCCAGGGGCCGGAGAAGUGGUGAUGAGCGGGGUGCGCUGCUCAGGCACAGAGCUGGCCCUGCAGCAGUGUCAAAGGCACGGGCCAGUGCACUGCUCCCAUGGCAUGGGGCGCUUCUCAGCCGGAGUCUCCUGCACACACAGUGCUCCAGACCUCGUGAUGAACGCCCAACUAGUGCAGGAGACAGCCUACUUGGAGGACCGCCCGCUCAGCCUGCUGUACUGUGCGCAUGAGGAGAACUGCCUCUCCCAGUCUGCUGACCGCAUGGACUGGCCCUACGGACACCGGCGCCUGUUGCGCUUCUCCUCACAGAUCUACAAUCUGGGCCGGGCCGACUUCCGCCCCAAGACAGGACGCCACGGCUGGAUUUGGCACCAGUGCCACAGGCACUACCACAGCAUUGAGGUCUUCACCCACUAUGACCUACUGACUCUUAAUGGCUCCAAGGUGGCUGAGGGGCACAAGGCCAGCUUCUGUCUAGAGGACACAAAUUGCCCCACAGGACUGCAGCGGCGCUAUGCAUGUGCCAACUUUGGGGAACAGGGAGUGACGGUUGGCUGCUGGGACACCUACCGGCAUGACAUUGAUUGCCAAUGGGUGGAUAUCACAGACGUGGGCCCUGGAGAUUAUAUCUUCCAGGUGGUUGUGAACCCCAAAAACGAGGUGGCAGAGUCAGAUUUCUCCAACAACAUGAUGCAGUGCCGCUGCAAGUAUGACGGGCACCGGGUCUGGCUGCACAACUGCCACACAGGGGAUUCAUACCGAGCCAAUGCAGAGCUCUUCCUGGAGCAGGAGCAGCGUCUCAGGAACAACCUCAUCUGAAGCCAUCACUGCACACCCCCAGCUGCUGCCCACACACCAGAUACCUCAGCUUAUUGGAGCCAUGCCCUUCACAGAGCCCUAACUCAGAGGGAAAGGGGCCAGUGCCAAAGGGCACCAAGAACCUGCUCAGGAAGCCUUUUGAUGGCAAGUCACCAAACCAGGAUGGUACUGCUCCCUCAGGAUGGCUCUGGGCCUGUCCCCUAAAGGCCUUUGGUCUAUGGACUAUGGCCUCCAGGCUUUGUUAAACUGAGUUUCUCUUCCAUAAGGAGACUCAGUCUUCCCUGGAUCUUGCCCCAGAGUUCCUGGUUCAGGAGCAAUCAGUUCCUUAGGGAUGGACUAUGGCCCAGUCCCCCAUCUAAAUGGUGCUUUGCAAAUGUCUUGAAGGAGUAGAAGACAAAGGACCAAAAUAUACAGGCGGUGGGGUUAGCUCUCUGCAAGGAGCUCAAAGCAACACAACUUGUGUCAAAGUCACAACUGGCAGAGAAGUUGGUAAAUUCAGUCCCUUGCUUUAUCUGUCCUCAUUUAGAACUCGCCUGUCAUACUCUCUAAAAGUCUGUUCUUUAGUGCUCUUACCUUUAUCCUACCGCAAAUGUGGGUAUUUCUAAUAUCCCUGGAAGCUUAGGCCUCAGGCAUCCCCUUACGUCCUGAUGGGCCAACACCACCAGUUACUGAGUGCUUGAGAAGGGGCAAUAUUCGCAAAAGUGGCCAGAUAGGGCCUUCCUGCAGAACAGCAAGAGAAGGCCAAGCAGAAAGACUGCUGGGGUAAUAUGGACUCCAGGCCCUGCCAGGGCCUCUGCCAAGGAAAAAUACAUGCCAUAUGCCUGGCAGGCAAUCCAAUCUCCCUCAAGAUCACUGUGCAUCUCAGGACUGGCCUAAAUUUCAGGUCUCAACCAAGUUUCUGGAGUGAACUUUACACUGAAUAAAUUUUUGCAAUGGAAAGAACAUUGGUCAAACAAGCCACUCACCUCUGUAGGAAUAAGACAGGUCUGGUAGAGUGGAGGAUAGGAGACUAGGAAUAAGUCAGAAGGGGGAACAUUUAAUUUAGUUAAGGACUAAACCUAGGAAAGGCUACCUCCCUGCUUGAUGUGGCUGUGAUAUGCUCUUGCUCAGGUAGUAUAAAAUCCCAUGGUCUUCUUGGACAUGAUUCUUAAUCUUUUCUCCAUUUAGACACACUUAAAAGAUGAUCCUUACAGGUUUGACACCCUAAUGCAAUAAAGGUUGCUCACUAUGGACUGCUA
Diceros bicornis minor is the source of this 3616-nucleotide messenger RNA. RefSeq names its product lysyl oxidase like 4 (gene LOXL4). The coding region runs from base 102 to 2378 and encodes 758 amino acids. Lineage: Eukaryota; Metazoa; Chordata; Mammalia; Perissodactyla; Rhinocerotidae. The record is from RefSeq and is a predicted model, not a curated record. The transcript has 15 exons. Gene Ontology annotation, cellular component: membrane. Gene Ontology annotation, molecular function: protein-lysine 6-oxidase activity; copper ion binding. Gene Ontology annotation, biological process: peptidyl-lysine oxidation.